AUGGAUCUGGAUAUCCUGAAUCAGCACUCGUCCACCUUUCUAUGGAUCGCCAUAUGGGGCACAUGGAGCCUGUUGCUGUUAAACUUCCAGGGAUGUCAAGCGGUUCCUGGCGGCAGCAGUGGAGAGCGCGUCCACAUACGUCUCCACAUGCCGGAGGUGGUGCGUCAGCACACGCAUUUCCACAAUGUCUAUAAGCUGCCGAGGAAAAUACACCCAGUUCCUGCACCACCACCCACAACGAUCGCAUCAAUGCAUCCCAAGUUCGUGGGAAAACCCCACGUACAACUUUUGGGCUAUACGACGGCAGUGGGAAAUUCGGGACCAAUGGCACCCAAUAUAAUGCAGCUGAUGGGAACGGCGACCACGCCUACUAUGAUGGCAACGCCCACCAAUUUAAUGCCUAAUUACGGGCCCGCAUUAUUCGAUAAUUACAAUCAGGAGUCGGCUUUGAGUGCCACAACAACGACAACAACAGCGAGACCUCAGAUUAUAAAAGCCUCCAAGCAGCAACAAUUGCUGCAACAAAUUUUCACACCUCAAAUAAAUGAAGAUGAGGACACUUCAGCGGAGGAUAAUCAAGUGGAGAGCAACUCUUUACUCAAUAACAAUUUCCUUGAGGCUCUUCAAAGGGAAUAUCUGGCCAAGUUCGGUGGACGGCGUAAACGCAAGAAAUCCAGUUCAAAAUUGAGGAAUACCAACAAGGAGUAUAUUAAUAACUUUAGGAAUAAACCAUACUAUUAUCAGGAUGAGGAUUUGUCAGAGAACUUUGAAGACUAUCAAGAUGAACAGCCACAUCAUGAGGAUUACGAGGAAGUGAUGGUGAUGAGUAGUCCCGGUAAAUAUGGAGGUUAUUAUCCAUCGGAAUCGGAAGAAAUGGAUCAGGAUCACGCACAUGGUUAUGACAGUGCUGUGGCCUUCAGUGGUCACGAUAAUAGCAUUUCGUCCUCCGUUCCAACAAUGGAGGAGUUUCUUGAAGAUGCCAAUAAUCCUGUACCUGGUUAUGGAGUAGGGGGAAAUUUUGAAACCUACAGCAACUCAAAUGAUAUGUAUUCCCAGCCUUGGCAGCCCUCCUCUACGAGUGCCACAAUGGGCAACAGUUGGCCAAGACCUACUGCCAAUUCCUACACCAAUUCCUCAAAGGGCCCAAAAUCAAGACCUGUAAGAUCAAGAGGUCGACCGAAAGUUCGAUAUGUCAAGUUAAUCACUAGAAAAAAACGAAAAAGUCACCUUCGCACGAAAAGGUAUCGACCAUAA
This is a messenger RNA of Drosophila santomea, 1254 nucleotides long. RefSeq lists its product as uncharacterized. The transcript is spliced from 2 exons. Bases 1 to 1254 code for a protein of 417 amino acids. The record is from RefSeq and is a predicted model, not a curated record. Lineage: Eukaryota; Metazoa; Arthropoda; Insecta; Diptera; Drosophilidae.